Phymastichus coffea is the source of this 872-nucleotide messenger RNA. RefSeq names its product peptidyl-prolyl cis-trans isomerase-like 3. Gene Ontology annotation, biological process: protein folding; protein peptidyl-prolyl isomerization. The transcript has 4 exons. The coding region runs from base 225 to 710 and encodes 161 amino acids. Gene Ontology annotation, molecular function: peptidyl-prolyl cis-trans isomerase activity. Gene Ontology annotation, cellular component: catalytic step 2 spliceosome. The record is from RefSeq and is a predicted model, not a curated record. NCBI's taxonomy places the organism in Eukaryota, Metazoa, Arthropoda, Insecta, Hymenoptera, Eulophidae.
AAUGGCUGCAAUGCCAGUGUGAAUGUCUGGUGUGAAUGGCCGCUCUGAACUUAAAUGCGCAUGUGCACCAGUUUGCGCGUAAUUCAGGUGUAUUUCGCCGGGAUGCAUGACAGUAACAGGGUAACACCACCUUGUGUGUUGUGUAAAUUGCUGAUUUGACCUUGACUAUUGGAUAUACACUUUUCUUUUCAUUGAACGACUGGUGUCGACGUUGUUUAUUGAAAAUGAGUGUCACCUUGCAUACAGAUGUCGGCGAUAUCAAAAUCGAACUAUUUUGCGAGCAAUGCCCAAAAACUUGCGAGAAUUUCUUGGCUUUGUGUGGAACAGACUAUUACAACAAUUGUACAUUUCAUAGAAAUAUAAAAGGCUUUAUAGUACAAACUGGAGAUCCAACUAACACUGGAAAAGGUGGUACAUCAAUUUGGAACAAAAAGUUUGAAGAUGAAUUCAAAGAAGAAUUGAAACAUAAUGCUAGAGGGUUAAUUUCAAUGGCAAAUAAUGGGCCAAAUACAAAUGGAAGUCAAUUCUUCAUAACUUACGGUCCACAGCCUAAUUGUGAUUUAAAGUACACUCUUUUUGGGCGAGUCAUUGAUGGCUUAGAAACACUUGAUCAACUGGAAAAAUUACCUGUCAGUAAUAAAAAUUACAGGCCUCUCACAGAUAUAAGAAUAAACAAUGUAACUAUACAUGCUAAUCCUUUAGCUAAUUGAAAUCAUUUAUGAAAACGUCCAUAUAAAAAGUAUAUUCUUAUAUGUACAAAUCAUUACAUGAAAUUUUGUAAUCUUUAGUCAUUGGAGCGGAAAGACGUUAAUUUUCAUAUUAUUAUAUUAUAAUUUUAAGUACAAAAUAAUCAAAUAUAAAGUUCACAUAAA